This is a messenger RNA of Solanum dulcamara, 627 nucleotides long. RefSeq lists its product as uncharacterized. The record is from RefSeq and is a predicted model, not a curated record. NCBI's taxonomy places the organism in Eukaryota, Viridiplantae, Streptophyta, Magnoliopsida, Solanales, Solanaceae. The transcript has a single exon. Gene Ontology annotation, biological process: chromatin remodeling. Bases 1 to 627 code for a protein of 208 amino acids. Gene Ontology annotation, cellular component: nucleus.
AUGGGUGUUUUAGUAGACGGAGACCUUAGAGAGCAAGUGGUGGAGGUUAGGAGGAUCAAUGAUACGAUGAUGACAAUUAAGCUAGUCAUUGGCGGGUUGAAUGUGAAUAUUAUCAGUGCUUAUGCUCCCCACGUGGGUCUGAACAAGGAAGUCAAAAAACUCUUUUGGGAGGAGUUGGAUGAGGCAGUGAAAGGUAUACCGAACUCUAAGAAGAUUUUAAUUGGUGGGGAUUUUAAUGGCCAUAUCAGGGCAACUCCUAGUGACUUUGAUGAUGUACAUGAAGGCUUUAGUCUUGGGGAGAAAAAUGGAGGCAGAGCUUCGCUUUGGGAUUUUUCUAGAGCUUUUGAGUUGGUGGUAGCUAACUCGUGCUUUUCGAACCACUUGAUUACCUUUAGUAGCACGGUAGCCAAGACGCAGUUAGAUUACUUACUCCUCAGGAAGGGUGACAAAGGCCUUUGUAAAGAUUGCAAAGUCAUUCCGAGUGGGAAUCUUACUACCCAACACAAGCUUUUGGUUAUGGACUUGGAGAAUAAGUGGGAUAGGAGAAAGAAGACCUUAUAUGACCGAUCGAGGAUUAGGUGGGGUGGUUUGACCGCAGUCCUUGCUCGCGAGAUGGGGAGAAGUUGA